Dromiciops gliroides (monito del monte) is the source of this 758-nucleotide messenger RNA. It is a transcript of the gene GMFG, whose product is annotated as glia maturation factor gamma. The record is from RefSeq and is a predicted model, not a curated record. Gene Ontology annotation, biological process: negative regulation of Arp2/3 complex-mediated actin nucleation; actin filament debranching. The coding region runs from base 113 to 649 and encodes 178 amino acids. The transcript is spliced from 7 exons. Gene Ontology annotation, molecular function: actin binding; Arp2/3 complex binding. NCBI's taxonomy places the organism in Eukaryota, Metazoa, Chordata, Mammalia, Microbiotheria, Microbiotheriidae. Gene Ontology annotation, cellular component: actin cortical patch.
AGGGUGGGCAUUGGGGGGCCUAAAGAUGAGGCCUGGAGUGCAGAAGUUUGGGGGUGGGGAGAAAGUAGGGGAAGAGGAAGUAUGACAGGACUUAAGGGAAGAGGAAGGGCUCAUGCAACAGUUACCCCAGGACUGCUAUAAACAGGAUGUGGUAUCAGAGCAGACCUUCCCCCCUCCCCAGACGACAGCAGUCAGCACAAGGGGGACAUCCUUGGGAGCCAUGGCGGACUCUUUGGUGGUCUGUGAGGUGGACCCAGAACUGAAGGAGAAACUCCGAACGUUCCGCUUCCAGAAAGACACAAGCAACUCGGCCAUCAUCAUGAAGGUGGACAAGGACCGGCAACUGGUGGUGAUGGAGGAAGAAUUUCAGAAUAUUUCUCCUGAGGAACUGAGGAAUGAGCUACCUGAGAGACAGCCCAGGUUCAUACUCUACAGCUACAAAUGGCUGCAUGAUGAUGGACGGGUCUCCUACCCACUCUGCUUCAUCUUCUCCAGCCCCGUAGGCUGUAAGCCGGAACAGCAGAUGAUGUAUGCAGGAAGCAAAAACCGAUUGGUACAAACUGCCGAGCUCACCAAGGUGUUUGAGAUCCGCACCACAGAUGACCUGACAGAGGCUUGGCUUCAAGAGAAAUUGGCGUUCUUCCGAUAGCUGGGGGUGUCUGGAGGUGGGAGGACCCAACUGUCCAAGGAUCUGGAAAUGGGACACCUGGGUCCCGGGAAAUUAAAGUGCCUCAGAUAAAAUAAACCAGUGAAACCUG